Molecule: messenger RNA, 4675 nt
Organism: Fundulus heteroclitus (mummichog)
Lineage: Eukaryota; Metazoa; Chordata; Actinopteri; Cyprinodontiformes; Fundulidae
Gene: dlg3
Product: discs, large homolog 3 (Drosophila)
Exons: 21
Coding region: 476-3130 (884 amino acids)
Biological process (GO): chemical synaptic transmission
Cellular component (GO): neuromuscular junction; postsynaptic density membrane; neuron projection
Molecular function (GO): kinase binding
Source: RefSeq, a predicted model, not a curated record
ACAAAAGAAUCUAUAUAUCUAUGAAUUUAUAUGCGUAUCACUGUGAACCGAGAGAAUCAAGAAGAAAUUUCUAUCAUCAGGGCUGGUCUCUGAUUGCGUGGUGGCAUACAAUAUCUUAAAUAUUUCCUUUGAUCUUCUACGUCAAGAGGACAAAGACUACGUGCCCAUUUUGUAUUUUUGUUUUCCUGUUGCUGCUUCCCAUCCGUCUCAGUUUCAGCUUUUUUUUUUUUUUUUUUUUUUCCUUUCUCUCUCUACAUCCACGAGGAAUAAAGCAGAGAGCAGCCGGAUUUGACCAAAAAGAGAGAAACUAAAAACACGAAAAAAAAAAAGGGGAAAAAACCUGUACAAAUUCCUGUGAUCGGUGUUAUUUCCUUCGGCGUUAGCGAUCGCAGCGUGCCGCGCGAGAUCCGAGGAGGCGGCAGAGACCGAGUGCCACGCCGCUCAUCCCAGCGUCAGCCCAACCAGCACAGCCAGCAUGCACAAACACCACCACUGCUGCAAGUGCCCAGAAUGUUAUGAGGUGACCCGUAUGGCUGCUCUGCGCAGGAUGGAUGCCCCGGCGUACGGGGGAGACUGGCAGGCCGAGCCCUAUGGAUACCCACCUGGGUAUGGGGGAGGCCAGACCUUGCCCCCUCCAGCCUCAGGAGGGGGUGGAAGCAUGGGAGGAGGAGGAGGAGGCGGCGGUGGAGGUGGUGGAGGAGGAGGAGGAGGUGGCACUUUGGGGAGAAGUAAGGGCAAGAUUAUGUCUGGUGGAGGCCCUGGAGGCCCCAACCCAAAGGGCCAGUCCAAAGGUGGCCCCAAAGUAAACGGCAACAACUCCAGUGGACAAGGAGGAUGGUGGCCUGAGUGCACCUGCACCAACCGGGAGUGGUAUGACCAGGCCAACCCUCCCCCCAUCAUUGUGAACGCAGACUCGAUGGAUGCGGGCCCUUAUGUCAAUGGAAGCGAUGGGAUGUACAAAUAUGAGGAAAUCAUUUUAGAGAGGGGGAACUCUGGCCUGGGCUUCAGCAUCGCUGGAGGAAUAGACAAUCCCCACAUUCCUGAUGAUCCGGGGAUUUUCAUCACCAAGAUAAUCCCUGGAGGCGCAGCUGCUAUGGAUGGACGGCUGGGGGUUAACGACUGCGUGCUGCGCGUGAACGACGUGGACGUCUCUGAGGUGGUUCACAGCCGGGCGGUGGAAGCCCUUAAGGAGGCGGGGCCCGUGGUGCGGCUGCUGGUCCGACGGAGGCAGGCCCCCCCGGAGACCAUCCUGGAGGUUAACCUGCUCAAAGGGCCCAAAGGACUGGGAUUCAGUAUUGCUGGAGGAAUUGGGAACCAGCAUAUUCCUGGAGACAACAGCAUUUAUAUUACCAAGAUCAUAGAAGGAGGAGCUGCCCAGAAAGAUGGACGAUUGCAAACUGGAGACCGACUGCUAGCUGUGAACAACAUCGUGCUGCAGGAUGUGCGUCAUGAGGAGGCGGUAGCUGCGCUGAAGAACACCUCGGAUAUGGUUUACCUCAAGGUGGCCAAGCCAGGACCCGUGCACCUGAACGACAUGUACGCCCCUCCAGACUACUCUAGCAGCCUGGCCCUCCCUCCAGCCUUCCCCACCAUGGUAGACAACCACGUCAGCCACAAUUACAUGGGGGCAAUGGAGUCAAAGCCAGUGUACCCGCCGCCCCAGGUCACCCCGUCAAGGUACUCGCCCGUCCCCCGCCCCAUGCUCGGGGAGGAAGACUUCACGAGGGAGCCGAGGAAGGUGGUGUUGCACAAGGGCUCCACCGGACUGGGCUUCAACAUCGUCGGCGGGGAGGAUGGAGAGGGGAUUUUUGUCUCCUUCAUCUUGGCUGGUGGGCCGGCUGACCUGAGCGGCGAGCUGCGGCGGGGUGACCGUAUCCUAUCGGUGAAUGGAGUGAACCUUAGGAACGCCACUCAUGAGCAGGCGGCUGCGGCCCUGAAGAGAGCUGGACAGACUGUCACCAUCAUUGCUCAGUACAGGCCUGAAGAGUACAGUCGCUUCGAGUCAAAGAUCCACGACCUGAGGGAGCAGAUGAUGAACAGCAGCAUGAGCUCAGGAUCAGGCUCCCUGCGCACCAGCGAGAAGCGCUCCCUCUAUGUCAGAGCUCUUUUUGACUAUGAUCGAACACGAGACAGCUGCCUGCCCAGCCAAGGCCUGAGUUUCUCUUAUGGGGAUAUCCUUCAUGUCAUAAAUGCUUCUGAUGAUGAGUGGUGGCAGGCGAGGCUCGUCACUCCGCACGGAGAGAGCGAGCAGAUCGGGGUCAUUCCCAGCAAGAAAAGAGUGGAAAAGAAGGAGCGGGCCAGAUUAAAAACGGUCAAGUUCCACGCCAGGACAGGCAUGAUUGAGUCCAACAGGCCAGUUAAAGUGAAGCGCAAAAAAAGCUUCAACCUCUCACGCAAGUUCCCGUUUUACAAGAGCAAGGAGAAUAUUGGGCAGGACUUAGUGGAGUCUGAACAAUGCCUGACGUCCAACACAAGCGACAGUGAAAGUAGUUCAAAGGGUCAGGAGGACACCAUCCUCUCCUAUGAGCCAGUCAUUCGGCAGGAAAUCCACUACACGAGGCCUGUGAUCAUCCUGGGCCCAAUGAAGGACCGAGUAAACGACGACCUCAUCUCCGAGUUCCCCCACAAGUUUGGCUCCUGCGUUCCCCAUACGACCCGUCCGAGGCGAGAGAACGAGAUCGACGGCCAGGACUACCACUUUGUGGGCUCGCGGGAGCAAAUGGAGAAAGACAUCCAGGAUAAUAAGUUCAUCGAGGCUGGCCAGUUUAACGAGAACCUCUACGGCACGAGCAUCUUGUCUGUCAGAACUGUGGCGGAGCGGGGGAAACACUGCAUUCUGGACGUGUCUGGGAACGCCAUAAAACGGCUGCAGCAAGCACAACUUUAUCCGAUCGCCAUCUUUAUAAAACCAAAAUCCAUCGAAGCUCUAAUGGAAAUGAACAAGAGGCAGACGUACGAGCAGGCCAAUAAAAUCUUUGACAAGGCAGUAAAGCUGGAGCAGGACUUUGGAGAGUUUUUCACAGCUAUCGUCCAGGGAGACUCGCUAGAGGAGAUCUACGAGAGAAUCAAGCUAAUCAUCGAGGAGCAGUCCGGGCCCUACAUCUGGAUUCCCUCCCCAGAGAAGCUCUGAGCUGCCGGCCGUCCGACCCGCAUCGGCGCGGAGCUCCCCUCCUGCCUCCCAGAGACCCCCCCACCCACCAACCAACCCACGUCCACGCGCCAACCCCUCCCCCUCCCCCAACCCCUCUCUCUCCUCACCUCCUUUUUGCAGAUAUGUUUCAUAUCCAGUUUUAGUGUCAUCAUUAUGUUACUCUCUAAAUGAAAAAGAAGUCUUUAUCACCAUUACUGUGACUGUGCACACACCCCCUGCAUGAGUUUCUCAACAAAAACCAUUCAAGACUGGAGUUGCCAUUUUUCCCCCCCACCCCCCCGAGGAGUUUGUCAGACGAGAGCAAAAAAAAAAAAAAAAAAAAAAAAAAGGGAAAAAGGAGUGACUUCCUUUUUGUGGACUUGGACUUGCCUGAAGAUCGGCGGUGUUGUGCAGAAAUCAGGGAGGAGGAGUUAGUGAUUCAAAAAGAAGAAAUAUAGACAAAUCAUACCAAGUUGGAACACUUUGUAAAUGUUCAUCAGAUCACAUUUAAAAAGACACGAGAGAGGCUGAAGAACAAUUAGGGUUUUGUUUUUAGUUUUUUUUUUGUUUUUUUUUAUAUAAACGGACCGGAUCAAUUUGAGCCCUGCUGAUGGUACUGUUGGAGGAGUCGUCUCUCUCUCUCUCUCUCUUUCUCUCUCUCCUGUUUAUACCGACGGAGGGAAUUAGCGGAGGAGCCUGUAGAGGAAAAAAAAAAUAAACUGGUGAUCUAUUUAUCACAGAGCCGCCCGCUGUUUGGUCGCCUGCCGGUGGCGGAUCAAGAAAGAAGAAACGUGUUGUGAAUCUCUUACAUUUAUAUUAUAAGAUCACAAGAUAAAUCAUAAGUCCUUCUGAGAUUUUACAGCGUAUUGAAAAAACUUCACAUUUUACACUUCAUUAGAGCUGUCGUUUUUUGGAGGGAUGUUAGAUUUUUUUUCUUGUUUUUUUUUGUUUCUCCUUUUGUUCUUGUGGGAUUUUUUAUUUUUUUUUAUUUGAUUUUAUUUUCUUGGCUUGUGGUUUUUAGCUGCUCUGUAAAGGAUGGGGGUAGAGAAGUGUAACCGGGCUCUCUGCAAAACACCAAACUGCCUUACAUCUAAUACAAAAUUUCUUAUUUUGUGACUGCCUGUUGUCUGUGAGGGGAGGCUGAGGGCGACAUCCUUUUACCCGCGGUGCCCUCCGAGCGUCAGGAGGUCAGACAUUAAGUGCAAUAGAUAGAAAAAAAAAAUCCAGUCCUGCCUCCGUCGGCUCCUUUUUACUCCUCGUUUUUCGAUCCCCUCCUUCUGUGUAAUCGAACAAUCUGGCUUCAAACAAUCUGGACAGGUAGAGCCUCCCGACUUCUGUUGAGCAGUAGACGACCCCCUUACACUCUCUGCCUUCCAAGAGGAUUCACUUCUGAUUGGUCUGAUUGGUCACAUGGUACUGUCCGCUGUGGCGGCCGUAAAAACGGGUAGAACAAGACAAUAACUGUAUUGGAUGUUCUAACGAUUAAAGAGUCAGUAUAACCUGUUCUGAAUUGUUCCCCCCCCCCCUCUAACCAAAAAAAAAAAA